Molecule: messenger RNA, 683 nt
Organism: Truncatella angustata
Lineage: Eukaryota; Fungi; Ascomycota; Sordariomycetes; Amphisphaeriales; Sporocadaceae
Product: putative sugar O-acetyltransferase
Exons: 2
Coding region: 148-489 (113 amino acids)
Molecular function (GO): acetyltransferase activity
Source: RefSeq, a predicted model, not a curated record
GUGGGGAACACGUUGAGGAGGGACAACUGUUAUAAAACUUUGGAGCCCGUAAGAUAUCCAUUUGUAUCUUCUUCUGUUUCUGGUAAGAAACACAAUAAUUUCUUCAGUUCUGAUACCGGUAAAAUUGUAUUCCUUGAAUCGUUAAAGAUGGCCAGCAAGGAAAAGGACCCCCAAGCCAUUGAAACGGCGAAGAAGCUAGCGAAUGUGCCAUGGUGUGAUGAUUACGAGAAGAUGAUAUCGGGCAACUUAUAUAAUUGCUUGGCUCCCGAGUUGGUGCAGGGCCGCUUCAAGGCACGUCGUUUUAUGCACAUGUACAACAAUCACUUUCCAGAUGAUGCUACACCCGAAUCGCUAGAGAAUGAUAGGUUCGAAAUGUUGAAGGGCAUCAUGGGUGGAGUGGGAGAGGGAAGUUUCAUUGAACCUCCUAUCAGCAUCGACUACGGGUGCAACAUCAUUCUGGGAGAGCGCUUCUACUCCAACUUUAAGUAGGUGCAUCUUUUUCACAACGCCGCAAAUCGAUACUUAUAUUCAUAGUUUGGUCAUCUUAGACUGUGGCCUCGUGAACAUAGGAAAUCGAGUGAUGUUUGGACCGAGUGUAUCUAUCUUCGCAGCGACUCACGAAACGGAGGUUCAGUCGCGCAGAGACUACAUCGAGUAUGCCAGACCUGUGGCUAUCGGCGACG